Molecule: messenger RNA, 1593 nt
Organism: Dovyalis caffra
Lineage: Eukaryota; Viridiplantae; Streptophyta; Magnoliopsida; Malpighiales; Salicaceae
Source: the annotation of a GenBank genome assembly
AUGCCUCCUCUUUUCCUUACUGCAGUGAUCAGCUUGUUGCUGCUCAUCAGCUUCUUGAAGUUCGUACAUCAAAUCAUAUGGAUCCCACUAAGAAUCCAGCACCAUUUCAAGAAUCAAGGCAUUACUGGCCCCAGCUACCGUCCAAUAUUAGGCAACCUGGCCGAGCUCCGCCGUCUAUAUGCUGCAGUUCAGUCGUCCAAGAAAAUGCCUUUAAGCCAUGAUAUAGUUCACCGGGUGCUUCCAUUUUACCAAGAGUGGUCAAAGAAGUAUGGCAAGAUGUUUCUUUUCUGGUAUGGAACCAAGCCUAGGUUGGUCAUAUCUGACCCGGACAUGAUCAAGGAAGUUCUGGUGAAUAAUAAUGUUGGAGGGUCUUAUGAAAAACUUGCACUUAACCCUCUAGGUAAAGUUCUAUUUGGUGAAGGGCUUGUUGUGCUUGAAGGAAAGAAAUGGGCUCUUCAUAGGAGAAUCGCAAACCAGGCUUUUAAUUUGGAGCGAGUUAAGAGCUGGGUACCAGAUAUUGUAGCAAGCACCACAGGUAUGUUAAGGAAGUGGGAGGAAAUGAGAGGAGGGAGAGAGGAGUUUGAGUUGGAUGUACAUAAAAAACUUCAUGACCUUUCAGCUGAGAUCAUAUCCAGAACAGCAUUUGGAAGUAGUUAUGAAGAAGGGAAGAGUAUAUUUAGAUUACAGGAAAAACAAAUGGAUCUUGUCCUCCAAGCUUUAAGAAGUAUAUACAUUCCAGGGUUCAGGUUCUUGCCUACUAAGAAUAACAGAGAGAGAUGGAGACUAGAUGCGGAAACUCGUCAAGCAAUAAAGAAACUGAUAGAGACCAACAGCAGAGCAAGAGAAAAUUCAAGAAAUCUACUGAGUUUGCUUAUGUCUUCGUAUAAAAAUCAGGAUGGUAAGGAAGAUACAUUAGGAGCUGAGGAGGUUAUAGAUGAAUGCAAGACCUUUUACUUUGCUGGAAAGGAAACUACUGCCAACGUUUUGACCUGGGCCCUUAUCCUUCUAGCAUCGCAUCAAGAAUGGCAAAACAAAGCACGCGAAGAAAUCUGUCAUGCCUAUGGAGGGAAUGAGCUUCUGGGUGCAGAGAAUUUAAGUCAUCUCAAGAUAGUGAGCUUGAUAAUCAACGAAACGCUUCGGCUAUAUCCUCCAGCUGCGACGUUGGGGAGACAAACAUCUGAAAGGAUUAAACUGGGGAAUCUUGUGCUUCCUGCUGGCACACAGGUGUCUAUACCCUUGGCUGCUGUCCACCAUGACACCGAUCUAUGGGGAGAUGAUGCCAAUGAGUUCAAUCCCAUGAGAUUUAAUGAGUCUCGCAAACACUUAGCUACAUUUUUUCCAUUUGGUUUAGGCCCCAGAAUCUGUGUUGGUCAAAAUUUAGCUAUCUUUGAGGCAAAAAUUGUCCUAGCCAUGAUCAUCAAAGACUAUUCCUUUGUAGUGUCGCCAACUGAAACUGUGUUGCAUGAGGACGUGGAGGAGCAUGUAAUCUCUGAGAUGAUAAUUGAGAUUCAAUCUCAUUGUUUCAUUGCAGCAGAUAAUGCCGUUGUGCCUACCAAACUCUCGGACUUUUACCAAGCAUCAACUGCACUCUAG